AUUAUGACGGUGUGUCCCCCUGUUGUUGAAUCGGAUCCCAAAAGUCUUGAACGCCAAGCUUUAUGGCGUGAGAGGGAUGAAAUUGCAAAAGGCAUGAUUUUGUUGGGUCUCUCCGACAUGUUAUUUGAUGUCUAUUGCACCCUCCACGGCACGGCUAAGGACUUUUGGGAUGAGUUGGAUAGGAAAUAUAAUACUGAGGACCACUGUCUUGAAAAAUAUAUUGUUUCUAAAUUCCUACGAUUUGACAUGAAAGAGGGUAAAUCGGUGUUAGAACAGACACAAGAAUUUGAGCUCAUCUUACAUUCUCUUCGUGAAGCGGAUAUGGAAUUGCCUGAAAAAUUUAAAGUGAUGGCGGUCAUAGAAAAAUUUCCCAAAUCUUGGGAAGAUUUUGGUAUGACUUUAAAACAUAAAAUGAAAAAGAUCACUUGGAAAUCUUUGAUGCAUUCCAUAACUGUUGAGGAAGAGCAUAAGAAAGCUGGCUACAUUGCGCCUGUUGAUUUUCAACCGAAGGCUCAUUUUGUAACAGGGGAAAAGCAGUCACAAAAUUCUAAAAAUAAACAAUCAUCAUCUUUUAAACCCAUAAAGGCCAAAUUAAAAAUUGCAAAGAAACCAAAGGCAAACCGACCAUGCUGGAACUGUGGACAGAUGGGGCAUUGGGCCAAAUUGUGUCCUAACAAAAAGGUCAAGGCUCAAUCUGGGGGACCUGAAGUCAACAUGGUGACUGGAGGGACUAGUUCUAAUGAUGAUGAUGGGGAACACAAGUGCUG
Molecule: messenger RNA, 767 nt
Organism: Cuscuta europaea
Lineage: Eukaryota; Viridiplantae; Streptophyta; Magnoliopsida; Solanales; Convolvulaceae
Source: the annotation of a GenBank genome assembly